Molecule: messenger RNA, 3270 nt
Organism: Anopheles merus
Lineage: Eukaryota; Metazoa; Arthropoda; Insecta; Diptera; Culicidae
Exons: 3
Coding region: 1-3270 (1089 amino acids)
Biological process (GO): DNA integration
Molecular function (GO): nucleic acid binding; zinc ion binding
Source: RefSeq, a predicted model, not a curated record
AUGAAACACUACCUCGUGAAUCCGGAGCUGCUAGAAGAGAUGGUAGAAAAGUUACCUGCAACGAGAAAGCUGGAAUGGGUAAGGUAUAGUCGUGAAUAUCCCUGCUCCACCCUAGAGGAAUUCGGUCGGUUCAUGGAGGAUUUGGUUGACGAAGCUUGCGAGGUGACUAAAUACACUCCACCAAAAGCAAGUCAGCCCAAGAGGGUACAUCACUCGAACGUACACUCGCAAGCCGAACCGACCCCAGCGAACCUCGAAGAGCCCGCUGCAGCUAAACCUACUUCAACCCAAGAAGGAGCAAACGCGGUAAGGCCAUACCAACCACCACCGUGCCACAACUGUGGCGAGACGGACCACAAAGUACGGCAAUGCGAGUCGUUCAAGCGCCUGCCCUUAAGCGACCGUUUAGCAGCAGUGACGCGCUGGAAGUUAUGCCACAAUUGCUUGACCAAUCACGGAGCUAAGCCAUGCCGGUCAAGAUACACCUGUGGUAUCGAGGGAUGCAGAGAGCGGCAUCAUCGUUUGCUGCACCGACCAACGCAGUUGACAACGACACAACCGGCACAGUUCCAAAUGCACCGAAAUGAGUUGCAGACAACUUUGUUUCGUGUGGUGCCCGUCACACUCUACAACGGCGAUAACCGGAUCGACACACACGCCUUCAUGGACGAGGGAUCAUCGCUGACGUUCGUGGAAUCCAGCCUAGCUGAGAGCCUCGGUCUAGAGGGAGUUCCGGAGCCACUGGAACUGAGAUGGACUGCGAGUGUGAAACGCAAGGAGACCACGUCAAGGAAGAUCAGCCUAGAGAUCUCCGGACGUGGUGACGAGCGGCGCUAUUCUAUAGCGGCCGCUCACACAGUAGACGAGCUAAGUUUACCCACAAAUCACCUAAAUUUCAAAACACUGAUAAGUUCUUACCACUACUUGCAGGGUCUACCGGUAAAAGCUUAUGAAGACGGAGUGCCCAGGAUGCUGAUAGGACUUGCCAAUGUCGACCUCAUGAAGCCGCUAGACAUACGAUCAGGCCAACCAGGAGAGCCAAUCGCGGUUAAGACGGUGCUUGGGUGGGCGAUCUACGGCCCUCACGAGGAGAACACAGAUCAGCGACAAGCGGCCACGUGCAACGUGCACAACCUAGUGCGACAGCGUUGCGAAGAGGAUGCCGCGCUGAACGAGACACUUCGUCGAUAUUUCACCCUGGAGGAGACCGGCGUGUCGACAUACAGCGAGUUCCUGCCGAAACCCAAGGACGUCGUUCGAGCCAACGAUCUUCUCGAACGCACCACUGAGAAGCAUGAUGGCCGCUUUACCACGGGGUUGCUGUGGAAGUCCGACGAGGUUGAUUUCCCCGACAGCCUGACAAUGGCGACAAAGCGUCUACAUUCUUUAGAAAAGAAGCUCGAUAAGGACCCUGCGAUGAAACAGACAGUGCACGAACAGGUACACAUGUACCUGGAGAAAGGUUAUGCCCAUAAAGCGACCGCACAGGAAUUAGCUUCGGCAGAUCCCAAACGAGUAUGGUAUCUGCCACUUAACAUCGUUGGCCACCCGCGAAAACCGAACAAGAAGCGCCUCGUCUGGGAUGCGGCGGUCAAGGUGAAAGGCGUGUCGCUCAAUACGCAACUGCUGAAAGGGACGGAUCUUCUGGUAGCGCUUCCUAGUGUGCUAUGUAGAUUCCGACAACGAAAAGUGGCAUUUGGCGGGGACAUCGAAAAGAUGUUCCACCAAAUCCAAAUAAAAAAAGAAGACACCCACGCUCAGCGGUUUCUCUUCCGUUUCAACCCGCAAGAACACCCACAGACGUAUCUGAUGGACGUGGCCACAUUCGGUGCAGCGUGUUCGCCGUGCUCCGCACAGUACAUUAUGCACCGCAACGCUGACGAACACGCGGGUCAAUAUCCUGAAGCUGCAGCAGCCAUCAAGAAAAAUACCUACAUGGAUGACUAUUUUGACAGCUGCGAUACGGUCAGCGAGGCACGGCAAAGGUUAAUGCAGGUAAAACUCAUCCACUCGAAAGCAGGGUUUAACUUGCGCAAUUGGCUUAGCAACGAGGAUGCAGUGCUAGAAAGCUUGUCAGAGGAACCGCGUGAACAACAGCGCGUCAUUAACUUCGGGCAGGAGGAAAAAUAUCCCCGCGUACUCGGGUUGAUCUGGGACCCUGUAACCGACGCGUUCAAAUUCUCCAUGAAGUGGCACGACGAGCUAAAGCCCUUUGCUACAGGAGAAAGACGACCAACCAAACGCAUGGUUUUGCGCAUUAUAAUGAGCCUUUUCGACCCGCUUGGCUUGCUAGCUCCAGUCUUGAUAUUGGGGAGAAUCGUCAUGCAAGACUUGUGGAGAAGUGGUAUGGAUUGGGAUGCUGAAGUGCAAGAACAAGAUUACCAAAAAUUGCCGGAUUGGUACUGGGGUAGCAAUGUCGAGAAACAACCCGAAUCUGUCCAGCAGCAUGUUUUCUCGGAUGCGAGUGAUCAAGCAUACGGAUGCGCAGCCUACUUCAGGUUCGACACGGGAAGCGAAAUACACUGCUCCCUGGUGAUGGCGCGCAGUAAGGUAGCACCUUUGAAGCACCAGUCGAUACCUCGACUAGAACUGGAGGCGGCACUGUUGGGAGCAAGGCUGGCACGAACUGUUUGCGAAAGCCACGAUUUCAAGGUAUCGGAAAAGUUUCUCCACACCGACUCUGAAGUGGUGCUGAGCUGGAUUCGAUCUCCAACACGCGACUUUAAGCAGUUCGUGGCAUGUCGCGUGGGCGAAAUAAUAUCGUUAACUGAGCCAGAGAACUGGAGGCAUGUACCUACGAAAGAAAACCCAGCCGACUGUCUUACCAAGCGCUGCCGUGACACCACCAUCGAAACCCAAGCACAUAGCCUCUCCACCACGGCGUGCAUUAUGGCCAUAAGACGAUUUAUUGGCAGGAGAGGGCCACCCGCAGAGAUCUGGUCCGAUAACGGCACCAACUUUAUCGGCGCCAGCAACGAGCUAAAAAGACAGUUAGCGAACACUCACCAUAGCUGCGCGGACACCUUCACCAACGCUAACACCAGGUGGAACUUUAACCCCCCAUCCGCACCACACAUGGGUGGCGUCUGGGAGCGCAUAGUGCGCAGUGUCAAGGAAGGGAUGAGCGCACUGGACGACGGACGCACCAUAAACGACGAAACUCUACUAACAACUUUAGCCGAAGUCGAGUUCCUGAUUAAUACGCGACCACUCGUGUAUCAGCCGCAAGUUUCCGAUUCAGAAGCACUAACGCCAACCACUUUCUUCUAG